CUGUGUGUCAGGGUCUCCCCACAUUAUUAACGAUGACAAUCCUUGCUUUUGAUCCAGAGCCUUGAGCGAUGUCUAACCGCAGUUUACGGGUGUGCGGAGCUGGAUGAGGGGCUGUUUGGGGUGAGGUGAGGAGGGGAAUCUGGGGCCGAGGUGAUGAAGUGCCUCCUCAUCGCCAGCGAGAGUGCUGAGGUCCUGUUUUACUGGACGGAUCCGGACUUUGACGUCAGCCUGCAGCAGAGGUUUGCCAAAUCAGCAGUAAAACAUGGAGAGGUGCCAGCUACUGAGGACAGCAUCAACACACUCUUUGCUCCACUUCUCAUUUCCUGUAUUACUCUGAACGAGAAGCUCUCGGACACUUACACGUCCUUCGUCAGUGAGAACCAGCACCUCUUUGUCCUGCAUCAGUUUGCAGAGUGCACGUACAUAGCAGUGAACGGCGAUGGCUCAGAGAACGAGGAUGAUCUGAGACGCAAGAUAUUUGUGCUGAAGAAAAUUAUUGACCUGCAUUUUGGCCUGGUGACUCUGGAUGCCAGCCUCCUGAAGAAAGAGCUGCGGCCACAGGACACAGAGCAAAGACACCUGGUGUGGAAGAUGUUGCAGAGCAUGCUGGUGACAUACAGCCGCCUGACGCAGGAGGACCAGAGUUUCCUGGUGGAGGUGAUAUAA
Callorhinchus milii (elephant shark) is the source of this 666-nucleotide messenger RNA. Its product is annotated as Hermansky-Pudlak syndrome 1 protein homolog. Lineage: Eukaryota; Metazoa; Chordata; Chondrichthyes; Chimaeriformes; Callorhinchidae. The transcript has 4 exons. Gene Ontology annotation, biological process: melanosome assembly; vesicle-mediated transport. Gene Ontology annotation, cellular component: BLOC-3 complex. Gene Ontology annotation, molecular function: guanyl-nucleotide exchange factor activity. Bases 154 to 666 code for a protein of 170 amino acids. The record is from RefSeq and is a predicted model, not a curated record.